Erigeron canadensis is the source of this 1314-nucleotide messenger RNA. Its product is annotated as basic leucine zipper 19-like. The transcript has 4 exons. Lineage: Eukaryota; Viridiplantae; Streptophyta; Magnoliopsida; Asterales; Asteraceae. Gene Ontology annotation, molecular function: DNA-binding transcription factor activity, RNA polymerase II-specific; RNA polymerase II cis-regulatory region sequence-specific DNA binding. The record is from RefSeq and is a predicted model, not a curated record. Bases 223 to 1041 code for a protein of 272 amino acids. Gene Ontology annotation, biological process: DNA-templated transcription; regulation of transcription by RNA polymerase II.
CAAUUUCAUUAUUGAUUAAUUGUCCUUCUCCUCCAAUCAUUUUGAAUUCCCUAUUUUCACUCAGAUUUUAGGGUUUUCUUUAUAGGUUAUACUGCAAUUCUCCUGAAUUUAGGGUUUGCUUUUACAGGGAGGAUACUAUUUUCGUUGUGAGAAAUGAGUUGAAGUUUCUUUCCUCGUUAGAUAUUUUCAAGGAAUAUUUUUGUGGCUAGUUGAGUGAGGGUAAUGGAGGACGGAGAACUUGAUUUCUCGAAUCACGAGAUGUUUGCAGAUGCGAAUAUGGUUGACCUUCCUAGUAAUGACUCAAUCGAUAGUUUUCUUGAUGAUAUUUUCAAGGAUACACAUGCUUGUACCCAUACUCAUACGUGUAACCCACCGGGCCCUGAUGCAUCACAUACACACACAUGUUACCAUGUGCACACGAAAAUCGUGCCUGCAAUAAGCGGUGACGAUGAUAAGACCCCCACUGAUGACACUGCUGAGUCUGGGGAUAAGAAAUGUAAGAAACGUCCAUUAGGGAAUCGUGAAGCAGUGAGAAAGUAUCGUGAGAAAAAGAAGGCUAGGGCGGCGUCUUUAGAGGAUGAAGUAGUUAGAUUGAGAGCGUUGAAUCAGCAGCUGAUGAAGAGAAUCCAGAGUCAAGCUGGGUUAGAGGCUGAAGUAGCAAGAUUGAAGUGUUUGCUUGUGGAUAUUAGAGGACGGAUCGAAGGAGAAAUUGGGACUUUUCCAUAUCAGAAGCAGCUGCCUGCUAAUCAUAACAUAGCUAAUACUAAUCUGGGUGGUGGGUAUGUGAUGAAUCCUUGUAAUAUGCAGUGUGGGGAUCAAGUGUAUUGCCUUCAUCCUGAUAUAGAUGGAAAUACUGGAGAAGAUGCAUCAAUGCAUGAUCCGGCUCUUAAUGGCUGUGAGUUUGAGAAUCUGCAAUGCAUGGGGAACCAAAAUUCAUUGCUGAAUGACUUUUCAGGUUGUGCAACUGAUGGUUUGCUUGCGAGCAAUCCUCCUGCUGGACGAACAAAGAAAAAAGGUUCUCGUGUGGCGAUAUCUAAAUGACUUGAGAACCUGAUUGAAGCACAGAUCCUUCUUGGUGUAUGAUAUAUUGUUGAGUGAUCACCAUGUGCUUCAGUCUUAAACUUGUUCUAUCAGUUGAGUUUUGUGAGUAAACGUCGUUUUUUGUUCUAUUUAGGCAAACGUAAUUGAAGAAAUGCUUCUUAAUGUGUGUUUUAAAUAAUGUUUAGUGAAUGAGGAAGUUUUUUAUGAUGUCCAGAUGAUUAAAUCUCUUCCCAUCACUGGAUUGUUGAAUUAGAAAACUUUAUUUAGGAUCUA